Diachasma alloeum is the source of this 628-nucleotide messenger RNA. RefSeq lists its product as uncharacterized. The record is from RefSeq and is a predicted model, not a curated record. The transcript is spliced from 5 exons. Lineage: Eukaryota; Metazoa; Arthropoda; Insecta; Hymenoptera; Braconidae. The coding region runs from base 170 to 562 and encodes 130 amino acids. Gene Ontology annotation, molecular function: DNA binding.
AACACGAAUGAAACGUAUUAAAUAAGAGAGGUGGGGGACAACGUGUGAAUUGAAAUGCUCAUUGACGAUCAAGGGCGAAUGAAGGGAAAUUCCUCCUCAGCCUCGAGAUGAAAGGGGUUUGAAUUAUUGUAUCGACGCACUGAGAAUCUGCCGUAAAGACACCUGGGAAAUGACAAAUAAUAUCCGUGAUACUCACAAAGAUAUGCAGAGAAGCUUCGCCAUUCUACGUGAUAAUAUAAAACAAUUAAAGAGUACACCGAUUCAGGAUGUUCGCGAUGGUAUGAAACGAUUUGGCAUGCCCCCUCAAGUUGGAUUUCGCCGUCUGAGCGCAGAAAGUAAUGCAAUCAUCCAUUUGGGCCAGUGGAUAUGGUUGCUCAGAAAACAAUACAUUGAUGCCAAGAGAUACCCCAAAACAGGAUCUCAGUUCGUCAAAAAUCUGGCUCUAGCUGUCUUUGGAGACGAGCUGAGAUUGAAGAGUGUAACAGGCAAGAAGGGUCCACGUGCACUCGAAAGUAAACCAGCCCUUCCAUCGAACGCAGUCAGGGCUAUAAGAGUUUUAUGAAUUUUACCUGAUCAAUGACCAAAAAUGGACUGAUCCCAAGAAAAUCUGUAAGGAAAUGGAGCGAGC